AUGCUGCGCUCCUGCUUAUGGGAUCACGCGACGCUUCCAUACAAACCGUCAUCACCGUGCGUACUCUUCUACCUCGUGCCUGGCGAUCCAGUAUGGCGUGUGAGCGUGCCGAAUGCGCGCGGCGAGUACCCAGACCUCGUGCCAGGGCUACCUUACCAAGAGUGGCAUGCUAUGGAACCGCACUACCUGCAGGAGUACGCGCCACCAGCGCUGAGCAUCCACGAGUCGACUGAGGUCGCGUGGGAGGAGCUGCCGACACCGCCCUUUGACGAAUUCAGACGCUUUUUGGCACCAUCGUAG
Molecule: messenger RNA, 300 nt
Organism: Leishmania mexicana MHOM/GT/2001/U1103
Lineage: Eukaryota; Euglenozoa; Kinetoplastea; Trypanosomatida; Trypanosomatidae
Exons: 1
Coding region: 1-300 (99 amino acids)
Source: RefSeq, a predicted model, not a curated record